CAGACGACAUGUUCUGUGCCGGUUACAACAGCGACAACAUCGGGGACGCGUGUGAAGGGGAUAGCGGCGGGCCAAUGGCUGUGAGAGUGGACAACCACUGGACUGUUAUUGGACUGGUGUCGUUCGGUCGAGACUGUGCCAAGAAUGGCAGUUACGGUUUCUACGCCAAUGUGUCUCACGCCCUACCCUGGAUACAGACCUUUGCAGGAUCAUGUGGUAAAACCCGGUUUAUCGAUGAGAACUACAGUACUGGAAGGAUUAUCAACGGACACGAUGCCCUUCCAAAUCAGUUCCCAUGGAGUGUAGCAUUGGUCAAUGCAGCAACCAAGAACCUGCAGUGUAGUGCCACCAUCAUCAGUGACUCGUGGCUCCUUGACAGCCUCGACACUGCUUUGAAGACCAAGUCAGCGAGAUAG
Haliotis rubra (blacklip abalone) is the source of this 416-nucleotide messenger RNA. RefSeq names its product prothrombin-like. The transcript has 3 exons. Gene Ontology annotation, molecular function: serine-type endopeptidase activity. Lineage: Eukaryota; Metazoa; Mollusca; Gastropoda; Lepetellida; Haliotidae. The record is from RefSeq and is a predicted model, not a curated record. The coding region runs from base 9 to 416 and encodes 135 amino acids. Gene Ontology annotation, biological process: proteolysis.